Messenger RNA from Monomorium pharaonis (pharaoh ant), 816 nucleotides. Its product is annotated as putative nuclease HARBI1. The coding region runs from base 77 to 670 and encodes 197 amino acids. The transcript has 2 exons. The record is from RefSeq and is a predicted model, not a curated record. Lineage: Eukaryota; Metazoa; Arthropoda; Insecta; Hymenoptera; Formicidae.
GUGCAAGCCGUGAGUAACUUGACAUGUGUAUGUAUUACUGUGGGACACUUUUAUUCUGUCUGUAACAUAAUUAUGUAUGUACUUUCAGAUAGUUGAUACAGAUAUGAAAAUAUUGAAUAUCAAUGCAAGGUGGCCAAGAGCAAGAAACGAUGCAUACAUUUGGAGCACUUCUCCAAUCCGUCGAGCUAUGCAAUUUCAUUACGACAGAGGCGAGCGUCGAACUUGGUUAAUUGGUGAUGCUGGAUAUCCGUUGGAACCGUGGCUCAUGACGCCCUUGCCACAUUACCCUGAAGGAACUCGGCAAUUCGAAUACACGAGGGACUUGUGUAAAGCAAGAAAUGUAGUCGAGCGAUUUUUCGGUUGUUUCAAGGGUAUGUGGAGAUAUUUAUCGUAUCAACGCGUAUUGAUGUACGAUCCGACGUUUGCUGGACAUAUCGUGAAUGCUUGUGCUGUAUUGCAUAAUAUGCGACUUUAUCAUCGCCUUCCUGCAGCCGACUACUAUGAUGCCGUUGAUGAUGGUGUCAAUAAUAAUAAUGUACAAAUACGAGACAAUGAUCAAGGUGAUGAAAAUAUUAGACAAGGCCCUCGUGCCCUAGCGCAGCGCAUUCAGAGUCAAUUAAUGCGCGAACGAUAUGAACACCUUCCCGACGGUAAUGCGAAUGCCAACUAAAUGUACGAAAUAACAAAAUCAAGUGAUGUUAAUUUUUGAUCAUUUUAUUUAGCCGAUAAUAUUAUCACAUAAUUGUACACAUAUUUUAUUGUCUAAAUUAUAUAAACUUUUGUAACUUUUAAUAAACAUUAUAGUAUUAAACAUUA